This is a messenger RNA of Ciona intestinalis (vase tunicate), 5307 nucleotides long. The record is from RefSeq and is a predicted model, not a curated record. Lineage: Eukaryota; Metazoa; Chordata; Ascidiacea; Phlebobranchia; Cionidae.
UGUUUAGGUGUAAUAUUCUUCUAAACUUAUCUUUUCAGGCUUAUUGAGCGUCAGCGAAUACGAACGUGCAAUCGAAACUUUGACAUAUGACAACACUGCAGAAGAACCUACUGCUCAGUUCAGGGGUUUAAAUGUUGAAGUUCACGACGCGACAUCGUCUGCCAACGUCCCAAUAUAUUUCACUGUACAAAACGUUAACGAUUCCCCAUUUUUCGGUUCGAAGCCACCGGUACUUACUAUAGAAGAAGACAGCUCUCUGUACGCGCCAAUCAGCUCGACAGCCAUUAACAUCUUGGGAAACUCAAUUACCGAUAACGACUUCAAUUCAGAGCUUGCUAUUGGUAUAUUGGGCGCAGAUAAUACAAAUGGUUUGUGGAGCUACCCUGGCCCGACUCACACACUUGUUACAGUAGAGGUAAAUAAUCUCGAUGCUAAUUAUAAAAUUGAAAUAAUGCAACUUUUUCUUCGCAUUUUUUGAAUCGUUUGUUGUUGUAGGACGGAGUGCGUGAUGAUUCAGGGAACAUUCUACGCAACACAUCUCUUAGCAAAACUUGUGUGGUGCUGAAUGAACAGUAUCUUAGUUAUACACCAAAUUCCAAUUAUGUUGGGAAUACGACCAUUACGGUUGUUGCAUGGGACAAAACAGGAACCACUUCAUCUUUUUUGAACGGGGACUUUGUUAACGUGACUUGGACUGCACCUGGUGACGCGUUCAGUCCAGACAUGGCCACUGUUACUGUGAUGAUAACUCCAGUGAAUGACGCACCUCACGUGGCACUGACGUCAUCUCAGCUAAUGUUUCAGCUUACAACUGUGGCGGAAGAUUCGGAUGGAGGCAGCGGAAUACGGGUUAGCAAACUCACCGAGGCGUGUGAUGAUGUCGACAUGGCUUACGACGCUACUAUUUUGAACUUGGGAAUCGCUGUUACUUCAUUUGACAACAGUGGUACAUGGCAACGCACUUCUGAUAAUGGUACAACGUGGACAGAUAUAUCUAGCGUUUCUGUGCUACUUGGUUCAAAUGGAGACGCGGAGAGUGAUGGUAUUCGGUUAAUCCCGAAUGCAAACUUUAACGGUGAAGCUUCAUUUACUUACAGAUGCUGGGAUUUCACAAGUGGAACUAACGGAAACGAAGGGGUCGAUGCUUCAUAUAUUGGACCUACAGGUGCAUUCAGUCAACAGCAAGUAACUGGGAUAGUGGAAGUAAGCAACACGAACGACUCGCCAUAUUUCGAAUCUGGCAUUUCAUCUUUGGAGCUCCCUGUUUACUCUGCAUCCGCAUUAAAUAAUCUGGGUAUCACAGUAAAGGAUCUCGUGAAAGACGUAUACAGAGAUAUCGAUCCCACGACAAAUCUUGGCGUUGCCGUAAUAAACACAGAUAGCAGCUUGGGUGAAUUCGAAUACACGUGCAGUGUUACAUCACCGAAUGAGUGGUUUUCAUUUUAUAGUUCGUAUGGGGCGGGUCAAACAAGUCCUGAACCUGUGUCGACAUCUCUUGCGACAGUAUUGUCUUCUACUUGCAGAAUACGGUUUCUCCCUGAUACAACUUUCGCCUCGACUUCCCAUCCACGUAUCGAUAUUCUACCAUGGGAUGGUAGUGAUGGGUUGAGCGGUGGCAGUUUUCGAGUGAACGCUGCAUAUGUUGCUAACGGUCCUUUUGGGUCAUCCUUUGUAUCUGUCGUUGCGACGAUGGUAGCAAACAGUUUUCCUUCUCUAAGUGGCAGUCAAGGUGAAGUUCAGUUCUACGAAGAGGGUAACCCGGUUUCGUUGUUUCCUGAUGUCCUCAUAUGGAAUAUGACGUCAUCAAGAGGCGCUACAGCCAUUGUGUCCUUGCAUAAUAUCUUCGAUACCGGGUACGAAAGAAUUGUUAUUGGCUCAAGUGCUGGUUACGCAAGCUUAUCCGAACUUACGUCAUCAACUGGAUUGUCAGCGACAUGGAACAUAGAUUAUACUGAAGUAAAAUUUGCCGGUAACAUCAGCAAAGGAUUUUACGAAAAAGCUUUACGUAGUGUAGGCUACCAACAUUUAUCACAAAACCCAACUACCAAUGUUCGUCCGACCGAUUCACGACGAGUAGAAGUGGUGGUGACUGAUAUUUCGGGCGUUAGUUCGCCGGUGUUCAGUCGUGACAUUAAGGUGACAUCAGUAAACAAUGCACCCAUAGUGUCGACUUCGCAUGAAGCAACUUCCACCUGGACUGUGGUGGACUUCCGAAGAGGAAGUGAUCCGGUUACUUUGUUUUCUGCCGUGAACUUUACAUUCUCAGAUCCAGAUGACACCUCACUCAACUCGGUCGUAUUAUCUAUUAACCCAGUAUACGACGGAUCAAACGAGAUGCUAUAUAUCCCAUCUUCUUUUGAGCGAAUGUUUUACGUCAACGAUUCAUACUAUUACAUAAAGGUACUGACAACAUCAUCGGAAUACAAUGUAACAAGUGGAGUUUUAAAAUAUUCCAUUACGAACCGUGAUGCAAACUUUCAAGAUUACAGCGCAGCUAUGCGUAAGAUCACAUACAGCAACACAGCUGAUCCACCCGACUUUCGACAUCGUGAAGUCCAUAUGUUCGGAACCGAUCAUUCUAAUGCUGUCACACUUACAACCACGAUUAGUAUUAACAUGUUGGAAGCUGAUGGUUCCACUGUGAUUGACUUACCGAUAGGAAAUCUUCCAGGCUCGCCCGCUAUUCAGCAGGUUGUAGCCUAUCCUGCAGUUAUUCCUUCAAUCCAAAGGACUACAGUGCAACAACACACCGACGCGAAGUUUUCUAGUGGAGAUAGGAUCCAAAUAGUUUUUGACCGGGAUACCAACAUGCCGCCGUUCGGAUAUUACGACACAACAGACCCAGUCGCUUCAGGUGGUAAAACGUUAACAAAGCAUGAGAUUCUAGAGAUUUUCUCUUUCACCAACCCCCUUGUUGUUGCUUCGAUCGACGGCUACACUGGCAGAUGGCUGACUGCGAGGAUAUUCGAAAUAACAGUUGUAAGAGAAGGCUAUCCCCAGCUACCUGUGCAGAUAGGAAACUGGGCAGCCACACCAAAGCAAAGCACAAUCUGUGACAACGUCUCUUUCACGGCACGUAGAUAUUGCAUCCGCGACAUCACAGGAUUGUCAAAGCCGAGUGCUGCCGCUUCACCACCAUUAGAAGGGAAUUGGGGACUAAAUGUACCCAAUGUCACUGAUGUGGUUUUGCAAAACUCCACACUACAAGCAGGUGUUGAAUAUGUUACUGAUGGUACUACAGGUCACGUUAGCUUGCGACCGGCAAUGAGCAAAUCUCAGCUUGACCAACUAUGCUCCGUUUUUUUCUCUGAUAUUUUGAAAUCAGACAUUGCUAACGAGCUUCCUGGUUUGACGGCUGUUGUUUCACAAUGUCAGAAUAACUACGUUGCUCGUUGGGACCUGUCGCUUGAUAAAACAGACCAAGUGCCGACUGAGACACAAUUUACUCUGACUUUUCACACAUCAGUAACAUAUUAUACGGUGCAUCAAGUGAUAAGUUAUCUCACAACAAGGUACAGCAAAUCCGUUGUGAUCGACGUGGUAUCACAGGACACCGGUGUCGGCAGAACUGCCCUUGAGGGCUACCGCGCGGCUGAGCGUUUAAGUACAAACGUUUAUGUGGAACAAAACGAUAACUUGACACCUGCUCUGCUAUCAGCUGUGAUUGCGCACCCAAAUACAUCUAAAGUUGAUGACAUCAGCAUUCAAAUUGGUGACGUCAUAACAUUGCAGUUUGACAAAGCAACGAAUAAACCUAACGUGUCAACGAAAGCAGAAAUAGACACUGUCUUCAGUUUUAAUAAGUACAUGACGUAUGUCGGUAACUGGAUUUCUGAUUCCACUCUGACGAUAACGAUUACGUCAUUCAACGAUACUGUGACGUCACUUACUGGUUCAUUUAGACUGAACCAACUAGCUGAUGGUACAACUGUGACAGAUGCUUCUAAUGUAAAUUGCGUCGGAUUAUCGGUGUGCGGACAUAACAAUGUUUCUGUUGGUAUUUGCGACACCACUACUACAUCAUGUAGAGCGCAUGGUAGCUUCACUCUAUCUCACACUACACAACCGAAUGACGCACCCGUUAUUCAAGUUGGAGGCAUCGAUUGGUGGUGGUUGUUGCUGGUCGGCUUGCUUCUCUUGUUUUGCACCAUCAUCAUAAUCUUUUUGCUCAGGAAGCGUAAAAAGAAGCACAGAGAAGACAAGGAUAAAGAAACAUACGAUGAAUAUCAAUCUAUUCCUACCUCAACAACUACCCGAACUAUCACACCGGAUAUCCUUGCUUGGACAAACCAAGACAUGCUCAAUAGAAACAACUUUACAAGCAACAAGUAUAGAAGAAAGUCAAAUACCACCAAUUCACCUUUCAAUGGUAGAGUCGCACCUUCCCCUAUUUAUUCGGUGUCUUCAAUAACUCUCUCCCGUGAUGUCAGACAUGGAAACGCCAAUGUCUCGUCAUUCGCAGAAGUUAACACACCGGAGUAUGAACGUAAGGUUCGUUUUGCUAACGACGAUGUAGCCGGUUCAAAACUUGUGUCAGAAUCAGCACUUCAAAUUACUGGUAGGCCAGAUUUGUUAGAGAGUUCCGUAGCAAGCACCUAUCGCAGCAAUGAACAAAACGUCAUGGAAAUAUUGAGUCACGUCGUUUUUGAACGGCCAGUUAACGAGAGCCACAAUACAGAAAAACAACCGCGCGAUGGCUGCAGCGAUAACCCAGAAGAAAAUGUGAUUACCGAUGAUUCUUUUCAAAAUGUCCGGCCUGUUUUGCAGGAGCUAUCCACAGUAAACAAUGGGACGAAGUUGCAUUCGAAACCACUAGGUACUCCAACUAACGUUCAACAAAGAUCGGCUUCUCUGCUGUCAGGGUUAUCGAAUACCCAAGAUUCAAGUUCCAGCUCGAGGCGAACCGUUUCAUGCACAGAUGCUUCGACAUCUUAUGUUCCAUCCUUUGCUCCCAGCAUCAGUUCGACUUCUAGAAGUAAUUCAAAGUCGGCGACCUUCUCCGACCCUUCAAGUGAGACAUCGCAUAGCAGUAGCAGACAGCAUAGUCAUCGUGCUUCGAUUUCCGGCUUGCCGAUGACGUGGUACGUUGCUUGUGGCAACGAAGAUUCUUCGACAAACAUAAUAGCAGCCGCACAGUUAAGACGGUCUAUGAGCAACACAAAAGAAGGAAAUGAAAAAGCGGAGGUGAUAUGGGAAUGAAAAACGAACGUUCGUGUAGUAGCGAGUGUUUAUACCUCAUUAAAGUUCUUUUUUUGUGUAUUUCAUUAUUGGUUGAUAAAACAAAAAAACGACUCGCUCAAGAAUUAA